Cololabis saira (Pacific saury) is the source of this 1997-nucleotide messenger RNA. Its product is annotated as NXPE family member 3-like. The coding region runs from base 96 to 1694 and encodes 532 amino acids. NCBI's taxonomy places the organism in Eukaryota, Metazoa, Chordata, Actinopteri, Beloniformes, Belonidae. The record is from RefSeq and is a predicted model, not a curated record. The transcript has 5 exons.
UCAUCAGCAGGACUAAUUAUCCACCAAUAUAAACAAAUCAAUAAUUUGUAUUUUAGAACGGUCUGUAUUUGGCCCUCAUUUGUUUUCUCUAAUAUAUGUUUUUUCAGUUUCAUUAUAAAAUGAGGACCACCAUCUCACCAGCAGUUUCCCCUGAACCUCAAAAGCAUCAUGACUUCUGCAGCAUCCAUCCACGGUCACCGCAGGAGGCUCUAGAAGUAGAUUACCUAAAAGACUUAAUUGCGUGGCCUGAAACUCCCCCAGUACCAUCCCCUUUUUCCUUCAAUGAGACCAGUGAUCCGGCUCACAGUACCUUCACCAUUCUCCCUCGGAGAGGAGGGCAGCAGUGGCGUGUAGGGGAUGAGCUGGAGGUGUUCAUAAAAAUUCAAGACUUCCAUGGUCGUCCCAAGAAGACUGGAGGAGAUGUCUUAGUGGCCCGGCUUCACAACCCUACUCUUCAGGCAGGUGUGGCCGGACAAGUGGUGGACCAUCACAACGGCAGCUACGUGGCUGUGUUCUCCUUACUGUGGGAAGGAAGUGCACAUGUUGAGGUCACCAUGGUCCACCCCAGCGAGGCAGUCACAGUUCUCCACAAACUGACCCACGAGCAGCCUAACAGGGUUUAUUUCCAAAGCCUCUUCCGAUCAGGUUCAAUCACUGAAACUACCACCUGUAAUGUGUGCCUUAAUGGACCUCAGGAGAAGCUAUGCAACUACACUGACCUCAUUACUGGUGAUCUGUGGUUCUGCUACAAACCAAAGAAAUUAACGUGUGAUGUCAGGGUCAAUCAUGCCAAAGGGGGAUUCAGACAAAAACUCAAGCCUAAGGAAGAUAAGCUCUUUCAAAGCAAGGUCAAUAUGAAAGUCUUCAUUCCUGCUUCUGGACCUGAAAACAUCACUGUGCUGCCAAAACUAAAAGAUCAGCCAGAGAGGAAAAGCUACAUUGUGAAGAUUGGACCUUCUGGGUAUUAUUAUCAGGGUGUGUGGCGAGCUCUCAAGGGUACCACAGUUCGCCAGUUCAACACCACAAUGAUGAGUCAGUGUCUGAAAGGCAAGGUGGUCCACUUUUUUGGAGACUCCACCAUCAGGCAGUGGUUUGAAUACCUGAACUCAAUAUUACCAGAUCUCAAGGCGUUUAAUCUGCACAGUCCGAAGCAAACAGGACCUUUCAUGGCCUUGGACUAUGCAAACAACAUUUUAGUGACAUAUCGCUGCCACGGACCCCCUAUCCGUUUUGGCAACGUCCCACUCAGUCAACUGCGUUACAUUGCCAAUGAAAUAGAACAUGUGGCUGGAGGCACCGACACUGUUGUAGUUAUUGGCAUCUGGUCGCACUUCAGCACUUUCCCUGUCGAGGUCUACAUCCAGCGGUUGCAGGGUAUCCGGAAGGCCGUGGUACGGCUGCUGAACAGGGCUCCAGGUACCAAGGUCAUCAUCCGGACUGCAAACCCCAAAGCUCUGACGCUCUACGAGACAUUGACCAACAGCGACUGGUACUCAAUACAGCGGGACAAGGUUCUGAGGGCUAUGUUUGAAGGAGUGAAAGUCCAUAUGGUGGAUGCAUGGGAGAUGGUCCUGGCCCACCAUCUGCCACACAAGCUCCACCCACAACCGCCUAUUGUCAAGAACAUGAUCAACGUUCUCCUAUCUUACACAUGUCCUUCAAAAGCAGUGGCGGGCGGUGCAUUUCACACUUAGGCCUUCAGUGAUGUCCAACUUAAUCAAUAAAUACCUUUCAUUAUGCCAGCAUUCAUAACACCGGGACUGGAGAGUAGUUAGAAAACACACUUAAGCACUACUCAGUUGUGUACAAAAUGGGCUAUUAUCCGGCACAUUUUGAAAAUCAACAAACCUGCAUCAGCAAUUAAAACAUAUCUAGUAAUCUACUGUCAAAACUUAAAGAUAAAAGGGUUUUUAAAAUUAACUUAAAAAAAAAAAAGCUUUAAACAAUGAUGAGAAAACUGGCUUAUAGGCUUCUGGCCUGUUGUUGCUGGUACAUCU